AUGUUCAAGCUAUUCAGACUGCAGAGCCGCUCGCGCCACGAGACCGCGGUCAAAGAGCAACUGAGAUGUGGGCUCUUGAUCUUGCGACUGGGUGGACAACAAGAUCCCCUCAACAUGACAUCCCUCAUCCCACCACUGUUUUACCGAAUCGGGCAGUAUCAGGAGAUGUACAAUUUCAUUUGUUGGAGACUUCUGAGCGAUACGGCUCCCUCAACCGCACACAUGUAUCUGGGUGAUCGACUUGCUGCCAUGAGACCCCGGCGCUCCCCGAUCCUGCCCGACAUGGCUGAUAUCUUUGAAGAUAUUUCUGUCUUUGGAAGGGUUCAGUUCCCACCUUGGAUACUUCUCAGUCUAUGCCUUCUAAAGAUCAAAAUGUAUCUGGAGCUACGGCAGUUUCACCAGAUUACACAACGUCUCCGUCCAUCUCUUACAAACUUGACAGUCUUGCGGGAUCAUUGCCAGAUCCCUGAAAUUCGGAACAACAGACGCCUUCUGGACCAGGAGAGUUUCAGACAGCUCAUCCUUCAACGCUUGCUCGACAAUAUCCGUCAGCUUAUUGACCGAAUUGAGCUACGUGAUCCUCUGGUGCUUUUACAGCUGGCGAUGGCUGCACGAAAAGGUGGCCCGGGCAGAUGGGACCACAUGAACGAUCUUGAGCAGAAGGCGGUUGGUUUGCUGCACUUCAGAAUGAUUUAUCAGGCCUGGGCUGAAACGCCCCGAUCAAUUUCUGCGCUUGCUGCGAUUGCCUACAGUCGAGAAGAAGAUGAGAAUGAGGAGUUGAUGGUUCCCGCCCAAUGA
Molecule: messenger RNA, 798 nt
Organism: Penicillium diatomitis
Lineage: Eukaryota; Fungi; Ascomycota; Eurotiomycetes; Eurotiales; Aspergillaceae
Exons: 1
Coding region: 1-798 (265 amino acids)
Source: RefSeq, a predicted model, not a curated record